GUUCACUUGUAAUACCUUGUAGAUACAAUGACUACCUCAUAUGUACGUAGACGCAAUAGACGUAGACGCAAUGGAUGUACAUAAACUCCGUCAUGGCACACAUCAAGAUAAGUCUUGCUCAACUACAAACUUUCUUUCCGACCAUACAUCAAAAUGUCAAAAAUUACAUUCGCUAACCCGACAAUCCCUCGGGGUUCUACUGUUCUCGUUACCGGCGCUAAUGGUUUAAUUGCUUCUCAUGUCGUCGAUCGUCUCCUGGAGGCGGGUUAUAAUGUCCGGGGCACCGUUCGCAACCCUUCCAAGUGCACGUGGAUAGUGCCAUUAUUCGCAUCGCGUCACCCAUCAAGUCAAUUAGAGAUCGUGCAGGUAUCGGACUUCGGUGCUCCCGGUGCAUGGAAUGACGUUGUCAAAGGAGUCGCUGCCGUUGUAGCCGUAGCCGGCGGUGUAGGCAUAGCAGUUUCGGAUAUCGACAAGGCACUCGAAGAGGAAGUGCCGUGGAAUGAAGCGCUCCUACAAGCAGCGAGGAACGAACCUACCGUAAAGGCAUUUAUCUAUACGAGUAGUGCAUGGGCGACAUGGACACCAGAUCCAACUAAGAAGGUCAAAUUGACGGAAUGGACUUAUAAUGACGAUGCCGUGCGAAUAGUCCGGAGCGACGCUACUCCCGAGGAGAAAGGAAUCCGGCCGUAUAUGGCAUUCAAAGCAUUGCUCGAGCAGCGAAUUUGGGAUUGGGUUAAAAGAGAGAACCCCUCUUUCACCUUCAACACGAUUCUCCCCGACACAGUCAUCGGCGAAUGUCUAGACCCCGAAAACCAGGGUAUCUUAAGCACAUGCGGCAUGGUGAAGUCGCUCUACGAGGGCAAGAACCUAGAGGUUCUAUCCAUGCUACCACCGCAAUGGGUUUCCGACACGCGCGACACCGGCUUGCUUUACGUAGCGGCCCUGAUCACCCCCGGGGUAGACAGGGAGAGGCUUUACCCGUGGAGCGACCGGUACAGCUGGCCUAGGAUUGCCCAGAUCCUGAAGAAGCUGUAUCCGCAGAAGGAUAUCCCGGUCUUGGAGGAUGACGGAUGGGAUCAGACGGAAGUGCCGAAUAAGAGGGCUGAGGAAUUGCUGCGCGGCUUGGGCCAGGACGGAUGGACUAGUCUUGAGGAGAGUGUGAAGGCUUGCGCGAAGGGGUUUGUGAAGGAUUGAUCGUGGAUUGAUAUGGCUAUAGCAAAUUUCUAAUUAAGCGAUUGAGAAUAUGAUAUUUAAACGCAUAAACAUGUCCUCAAGGUUGAAGAGGGAGGUUUCAUUAAGCCGGACAAGUUUACAUGGCAAAAGAAGAUGAAUU
Daldinia loculata is the source of this 1333-nucleotide messenger RNA. RefSeq names its product NAD(P)-binding protein. The record is from RefSeq and is a predicted model, not a curated record. Gene Ontology annotation, molecular function: oxidoreductase activity, acting on the CH-OH group of donors, NAD or NADP as acceptor. The transcript has a single exon. Bases 154 to 1194 code for a protein of 346 amino acids. NCBI's taxonomy places the organism in Eukaryota, Fungi, Ascomycota, Sordariomycetes, Xylariales, Hypoxylaceae.